Messenger RNA from Mercenaria mercenaria, 2149 nucleotides. RefSeq lists its product as uncharacterized. Bases 82 to 1677 code for a protein of 531 amino acids. Gene Ontology annotation, molecular function: CoA-ligase activity. The record is from RefSeq and is a predicted model, not a curated record. NCBI's taxonomy places the organism in Eukaryota, Metazoa, Mollusca, Bivalvia, Venerida, Veneridae. The transcript has 10 exons.
GCAUACACUUCGUUAUCAGAUAAACAAUUCACAUUCACGCGUUGCUAUAUAUAUAUAUAUUAUACUAGUGAUUUGAACAAUAUGGCGCUUAAACUGGAAGAUGUCCCAUGCAUAAAUCUUGGCCAGUUUAUACUGGGAUAUUUGAAGAAACAUGACGGGAAGUCUACGGCAUUGGUUGAUGGAACCACUGACAAAAGUUAUACGUAUUCAGAAUUGAUAGAGAGGACAGAGCGUGCAGCAGCUGGUCUGCAAAGAUUUGGUGUGUGCAAAGAUGAUGUCAUAGGUGUUGUGUCAUCUAACUGUCCGGACUAUUUGAUUGCCUUCUAUGCCUCAGCCCUGAUAGGUGCUACUUUUCAACCAGUCAACCCGUUAUUCACUACAGAGGAUAUCAAGAAAAUGUUUGAACAAGGUGGCACAAAAUAUGUAAUGACCAUGCCAGAAAUGAUUCCAAAAGUGACAGCAGCUAUAAGUAGCCUUGGGGACACAGCUUCAAGCAAGGUUAUUGUUUUUUGUGAUGCUAAUGCUGCAGGAGAUCAUGUGACAUUCCAGUCCCUGGUAGAUAGUUCUGAUGGACAGUAUACAAUCCCGGCUGGUGAUCCAAAGAAAGAUGUGGUGGCCCUUAUGUCAUCUUCAGGGACAACUGGGUUCCCGAAGGCUGUACUGAUUUCUCACUAUGCUGUUGUAUCAAACACCCUGAUACUGGAUACAGCACCACUAACUCAUCCAGCUGAUUCCUUAAUCUUGUUCAUGCCACUAUUCCACAUGUAUGGACUUUAUGUGUUAGCAAUGUACACACAUUUCAUAGGGGCCAGACUUGUUAUUAUGAAGAAAUACACCCCUGAUGAUUACCUAAGGCUUAUAGAGAAAUACAAGCCGAAUGCUCUUCAAGUUGUGCCACCAAUAAUGGUAAUGUUGUCAAAGAAUCCGAAAGUUUCGGAAUACGAUUUAUCCUCAGUGACGUCAAUAAGUUGCGGAGCUGCCCCACUUAGCAAAGAAAUUGAAGACAAUGUUAAAACCAGACUGAAUUUGACAUGUGUCCGGCAAGGAUAUGGUAUGACAGAGAUUGGUGUGACACAUUUCAGUGGGAAGGAUGACUUUAGAUAUAAAUCUGUUGGAAAACUUCUCUCUUUGUUUGAGAUGAAGAUUGUCCACGUUGAUACAGGCAAAACUUGUGGUGUGGACGAGGAAGGUGAAAUCUGGAUAAAAGGACCACCAGUUUGUCUUGGCUAUCUCAAUGCACCAGAAGAAACUAAAAAUUUCUUCACAGAAGAUGGCUGGGCCAAAACUGGUGAUAUUGGCCGUGAGGAUGAAGAUGGUUAUUUGUUUGUUGUUGACAGACUAAAGGAACUGAUCAAAUAUAAAGGUUUUCAAGUGGCACCAGCAUCACUGGAAGAUGUUUUACUGCAUCAUGACGCUGUUGCUGAUGCUGGUGUUGUUGGCUUACCUGACGAGGAAGCAGGGGAGUUACCAAGGGCUUAUGUUGUGAAAAAGCCAGGGAAGGAAGUUAUAGAAAAGGAACUCAUUGAUUUUGUUAAUGGUAAAGUUGCCCCACACAUGAAGCUGAGAGGAGGUGUAGAAUUUGUCAGUGAAAUCCCAAGAACUGCAUCUGGAAAAAUUCUACGAAAAACGUUAAGAGAGAAGGCAAAAACCUUUGCGGGACAGAUGCCUGCUCUAUAAAUUUGGAUGGUUAUUUAUACAAAGUUGAAACGUAGAGCAGAAUUUAUUUAUAGUAUGACAGUCUUAAAAACAUUCAAUGAAUUACAGAAACAAGCAUGUUAACAACUACACAAGUGUUUUUGAGUGUGUAAAGCGAAGCAGAUUUCUCUUACACGUUGUUAGCGCUAAAACAGUUACCGUCAAACCGGAUCUUCCCAUCUGCAUAAUAUGAACCUCUCGCGUAUAAUUGUUUAGUUGUACGCAUAUUUUAGUAUUGCAUCAAUACCCAAUCAUAUAUUGCAGUAAAAUUUGGAUAAUGGCACCAUUUGUCUCUUCUGACCAAUCGAAUUGCUUGAAUUAUUAGAUAUUGGAUUUGUUUUGUUAGGCUAAGAAGCUACGAGAAGUACUUUGCAUUUUGUAUAUUGAUAUCAUGUAUAUGCAUUUUUAGCGAGGCUGGUCUUUAUUAUCAUGACAGAAUAAAGAAAAGCCUGGA